AUGAAACUUUUUAACGUUUUGAUGUUAAUUUUUUCAAACCUUUCAUCGACAUAUGGCCAAGGCUAUUUUCCGAAAUUAGAGGAUCUUGCUGUACUAAAACCGAUCACUUCUUCUUCAACAUGUGGAGCAACAUCUAGUAAAUAUUGCCAGUCGUUGACUAAACAGACGUCUUUGACGAAUUGCGUUGAAAAGAACUGUGAAUUUGCUUGUUGUACAAAUUGUGGUUCAGCCAAGCCUGUUCCCACAGAUUUAGCGCUUACUUCAAAUAAAGUUGGAGUCACUCAAGAUGGCGAUCCGAGGAAUGGAACUAUUGUCAGAUCAUUCCGAUUUCAAGGGAAUUCAUCCCUACAACCUUUAAGGAUUCCAUUUAUAGACUUUCAGAAUCCUGGGUUCUCUAUAAGCGUUUGGAUUAAACAGAAGACAGGAAACAAAGGGUAAGUUUUAUGUUACCAUGUUAAGGUUACUUUCCAGCUAAAGGGGAGAGGAGGUGAGAGGGGGCACAUGAAUCGACGUUAAAAUCAAUUGUACUCCUUCGUAAAUCGGUUUUUUUUUUUGAGCUCGAUGCAACUCUUUCCGAUUAAUUUCAGUAAUCAAUCAUAAAAUUUUAAGCACGAAAUUAAUUAGCUCAAUGCGACUUUGAGCAAACUUUGGAAAUCGUUACGGACUUCUUCAUGAUAUUCUGGAGAAAAUAAAUCUAAAAUCUUGAACGGGGCUACGCUACGUCCGAUAAAUAAGAGGCUGAAAAAUCCUCUCCCACCCCACCCCUCCGUCCCCUACACCCCCAAGCAUUUCAUUCUAGGUGAAGAAAGCUCAGAGAAAUUAAGGGUGUCUAAAUUAAUCGAAGAAACCUCCAAACUUGAAUAAAUUUCACAAAACUCGGCCCACAAAGCCACCUGAUAAAGUUUGGCAACGUGAUGGUCAUUUAAGUGCGAUAGUCUUCAACUUUCGAAUCUUCGUCAACCACUUCAUUCCAAAGAUUUGGCUGAAACCUGGCAGGAAGUUUUGCUCUAAGGUCGUAAUCACGAAAUGAAUUUUAAAAAGUUUCAGGUAUUUUUGCUUGGCCAAAAAGUGGGAAAGUGCACUUGGUUUGCCUAUACUUGCCCGCCAAUAUGGCGAAGGUGAUCUUUUGAAUUCAACUCGAGUCCUACAGUAAAGAUUUCUCAAAAUCUCGUGAUAUCCAUGAAACGAUCUUCCCUUCCUCUUAACAUUUAUUUAAAAAAAAUAUGGCAAAUAUCUGGUUUUGACAACAUGUGAUCCCAACGUUCUAAGGUCGCUUUAGGCCGCCUUGAACAGUGAAAAAUUUACCCCAACUUAGUAACAUAAUAUCUCAGUGUUACCUCGAUCCAGGAGAUACCACUUACUAUGAAGAACGUUUGUUCCUAGAUGAACAAGUUUCGUAAAUAAAAAAUGGGGGAAGUGAAACGGUCAAGGAAAAAAAAAAUCAACCUGUAAGGAUCUGGCUAUGUUUGGGACCUAGUCCUAAAAGCUCUAAGAUCAAUUCACCGAUCAGAAGUAAACAGUUUAAGUACAUUUAUCGUCCAGAAAGUUUCCUAAUACCAAGGAAAUAUCUUUUGAUUUGACAUAAAGGUAAUGAUAUUCCGCCCCCGGGGUGGUAAUUUGUUCAAAUUCCCUACCAAAGUUCACUUUUUUGAAAAAAAGGAAAACCCAGCGACCAUAACUUUCUACUCGUUUACCUAGCUUUAAAACUCUAGACCUCGUAGACCUUUACUUCUGGGACAUUCGCACGCGAAAAUGAAGUAUUUACUCCUCCAUAUUUUGCGAUAAAGCACGUAUAAUCCGCUGGAAAGACUUGACAUUUCCGGUACAAAUUUCCCACCCCAGCCAGGGAAGGUUCAGAUUUACCAUCCCCAGGGCACGGACGACAGUAAAAUACCCAUGGGUCGCCCGGAGGAAGGGGCUUGUUGAAGCUUCCAAUUCAUCGAUUCGUCAUUUCUUAGUAUCGCUUUCGCUCCUUAGCAUGUACUCCCUUCUUUGAAAACUUCUGUGUCAGGGGUAGGUAUUUGGUUCUAAAAUGAGAUGCGAAACACGACACCUAGUAAGACUUGAACUCAUAAAGGCACAAACCUAUUUAAGACUGAGAACAGUGCGAACUUGUAAGCUGUCUCAUCCUAAAAAAAAAGCCACAUGUGUCGUGCCCACGUCAUCGAAAAAUAAAUUAAUUAUGGUUUCGUGGCUCUUAGCUUUCGGGGGUCUUAGUUUUCGCAACAACCGACAGUUCAGUGAUGAACGACGAUUUAAUUCGAAUUAAUUGUUUCGUUUUUCAUACUGUUAAGGUUUAAAGCUAGUUUAGAGCCACUGAAAGAAGUUUUAAAAAACAUCCUUCACGAACAGUCUCUCAAAGCAAAAUAGAUCUUAGAGUAAACUCAAUUAACGAUUGCGUGCGCGUUCCCGCAAGGUGAUGUUUGUUUCAAACAACACUGGCCCGAUUUAUACUUGAGACGGAUCAUCUGUCUAGACAGAUCAUCUGUCAUACGGAUAAUCCGUCCAAGUAUAAAUCCGAAGACGAAUUUUGACGAAUAAUCUGUCUAGAUAUAAAUCGUUCGCGAGUUUCACGACGGGUGUCUCGGUGUUAAGCCGAGUGGAAGCCUGGCGAGAGCUUAAAUAUGGCGGCUCUCGUAGCCUUGUUGAUGAAAUCGAGAAGAACAGCAUUGGAUAUGGCGGUAUAUCAGAGAAGAAUAUCCUCUGUCAAGCGCAUGUUUGAGCCGGAAAAUAGCUUAAUGAACUUCAUGUUACCCUUUUCUCUCGCUAAUCUUGCUCAAGAUAGGAAGACAAGAAGUAGAGAUGAGAAAGAAACAAGAAAUGGUGGGAGGACGGCCUUCAAAACUGGUCGGAGUGAUUGCUUUCGAGGGCACGAUUACUUUACCGGACGCCAUCUUGAAAUAGGCAUCCUAGGAAACCUUGCAAAACUAUAGAAACCAGUCUCUCUCAUAUGGAAACUUCGUCAAAAACCGUCUUCGUUUUCCGUCUAGAUAAAAAUUUAGAGACGGAUGAUCCGUCUAAGACGAGCUAUCCGUCUGUUAGCACGUCCGCUGACAGACGGAUCAGCCUGAGACGAAUUUUGCUCCAUAAUUCGUCUUUAUACUGUUAUACGAAAUACGAAACUGAGAACCACUCAAAAACAUGAUGUAAUUUACGUAAUAUCUAAACCUUUGGCGUGACGAGUAGGAUUAACUGCAAGUGUAGCUUAUAGGCAUCAGAUUUGAGUAAGUCACCAAUCACCACCAAAUGAAGAGGUUGGAAUUCAGAAGAAUCUUUUCUUUUUUUCAAAAAUUUUCGCUCUCCCUUCCAAGCAUUAUUGCCGGAUCGAUUCUUUAAAUUCAUUCGGUAACCAAAUAUUUAUCCCGUUCCUGCAAUGUCGCUCAGAGAUAUUUGCUUUUGGUCAAAAUAAACAGAUACUUCCAUAAUAUCAAGAAAACUUCUGGAAUUUGCCUUUAUUCUGGACGAAUUAAGACUUAUACCCUGUUCACACCAACGAAACAUGUUUUGUUAAACUGGUUUUUACUGAAUAAAAAUCAUAAAUAGAGAGCUGAAAAAGUUAAUUUUCUAUAGGAUUCAAGUAUUUGCUCACUUGCAUUUCCAAUGUGCUAAAUUUAAGUCAAAAAAAUAUUCGGUUAAGUAGUUUCUACGAAGAAAAAAAAUUAAACCGUAAUUAACAAAACAACUUUAAAACAUGUUUAAGCUUUUGUGUGAAUGUGGUAUUAGACUUUAUUCCUGACCUAAGGAUAAGGAUUUUAGGAAAUCUUUACGACAGGACUCGAGUUGAAGUCAUAGGAACACUUUCGAUACGCCAUGUUGGCGAGCAAGUAUGAGCAGACUACGCCGGCUUUACUGAUUUUUUGCCGAGCAAAAACAACUGGAACUUUAAAAUACCAAUUUCGUGGUUAGGACCCUAAAAUCAGCCUUCAUGCUAAAUUUCAGCCAAUCGGUGUGGUUAAGUGGCCGCGAUUCUUUGAAAAAGUUCGAAAGUUACAGGCUGUUGCUAUUAAGUCUUACGUAAGGGGGUGUUUGAUACUUUCAUUAUACUCUGGGAAAAACAGCUGGACUUAGUUCUUUUUAGUACAUUUCGCAUAUAUGUAUCAUUUCCCUUUCUUACCUAUUCCUAUUUACUCAUCCCUUAUCACAGUUUUCGUUUUCUUGGCUCGUAUAAACAAGUCAAUUCUACAUAUACUCCUUUCAAGCUGGUUUUAUUUUCGAUAAUCCAAAAUUAUUCGGAAAGAUUCUAGCUUCCAUAUACAUACAUACUACUAUUAAUACUUGUUAUCAACCUUUUUUUAAUAGGACGAUCAUGUCUAAAGAUGAGACUACUCCUCCAAAUUUUGCCAAUGUCUUUCAACUUGUUAUCAAGGACUAUAACUUGAUGUUUUACUAUCGACUUUCCACUGGGAAUGCAUCAGUUGCUACAUACAACCUUCUGCAAAGCCAAAGUGAAAAGCUUCAACAGGAUGAGUGGCAUUUAAUAACUGUAGCAGUUAUUGAUAAAGCACUGUCAUAUUACAUUGAUGGUGAACUCAUGAAUGCAAAUUUUGUGACUCUGAGUGAUUACAUCAAUAACUCUGCUGGUGGUAUUCGAAUUGGACAGAAAUAUGGGGGUCAGUGACUAUUAUUUAGUUAAGGGCUUAGAGCCUCUUAAAGAUUAUCAAAGUCAUUAGCUCUGUCCAUGUAGUUAGCUCUGUAGUGCAAACGUCAACGUUUCCCGCUUGUCAUCAUGACAUCAUUAGGAAGAUAAUUAACAAUUAUUAAUCGAAGUGAGGGUCGCUAGUGGUAGGUAUUCAAUGAGCAGCGAAGCAGCGCGGUAAAUAUCCACCACCAACCACUGACACUGAACUAAAUAAUUGUUUAAUACUAAAACAGUGAGAUCAUAUAGAACACACAAAAAAUUAUUUUAGCUCAUUUAUUCCUGCAACGAUAACAAUGUUUUAGGCCGCAAAUCCCGCGUGCUUUGCUCGGAGGUAAUAGUUAACAAUCACUCCAUGAAUGCGUGUUGGAUAUGAGAUAAUAAAUCUACUGUUUUAGUAUAUACUAGCAAGAACACCUGAUAACGUGGAAUAAAUGAACAUAGGGUAUUGGCGAUGUCGAAAAAAUAAGAAAGAACGGUUAAUUUUCAGCUCAAAAUUCGCCGUUUUUCUAAUACCAACAAUGCAUGUGACGCUUUCGAUAUCGUUGGUCCCAGCAGUACGCAGCUAGGAUGCGUGCCACACAUGAAAUCAGUUAUGGCCCAACCAAUCGUAAGGUCUCUCUGGCUCAAUGAUAGCGCAUCGGAGCACCAAGAAUUUCUUUACCGUACACCCACGACAGCACAAAAAAGAAAGUUUUAUGCCAGGGUUAAAACAUAAUCAUCAACAGUUAACGAGAUAUUUUAUGCCUUUUUUUUUAAAUUACUUACUGGAAUAUAUUUAAGCUAUACUUUGAACUUAAAUAUAUUAUACUUUGGCUCUUUCAUUAAAGCAAAGUCAUGGUAAAAAUGAGAUAAAUAUAAAGACAUACUAUGAUGUUUUCCUCUAUCACAAAAAUUAAUCUAAAGAAAUUCCUCCAGGUGAUGCAGAGGGGCAGUAUGAAGGCCUGAUGCAGGAUAUCUUCAUGUAUGACAGAGCUUUGACCAACAGGUAGGUACACCAGCUGAGAAGUAAGAUUGUUCAUAACUCCUGGUUCUGAGUAAGUAUCUUCCUUGCGACGCAAAAUAAAUGAGAAUUAUUAUAACGACUGUGCACAUGCAUUAUACUUUUAUAUUAUACUUUUUUUCCCAAGCCUUCCUAUGUCAAAAAGACGAAGUUAAUCAAUACGUUAUCGGUUUUUGUAAUUAAAAAAAGUUAAGUAUAUAAAAAACAUCCGCUGACCUUGUCUAUUUCAGGUGAUGCAGAACUCUUCUUAUCCACCACAGAAAAACGCAGACUCAAACAAGCUAAGAAAUGUAUUGGUUAAUCACAUCAAGUUUUUGCGCACUUUUAUUUCAGUUCAGUUUAAAAUAAUAAGAUGCACCCGUCUCAAAAUCAUUUUGCCUGGUUAAACGUAUCAUGCACCAACUUUGUUGUGAUAGUUUUCAUGACACAUAUGAAAGGAGAGUAUCUUGUUUAACAUGUGUUGGAUGUUAUUUCUUCUCGCCGAAAUGAUUACUGUUUUCUAUCUAGGGAAGCGAUAGAGGCAUUCACAGGUGUCCUUCCAACAGUUUAUGUUGCUAGUAAUUGUCGAUGCCCACCCACUCAUCCAAAAAUAAAUGUUGCUGAACCAGCUAAGUGUCUGAAAAACUUAGAUGGAGACACUGACACAGUAUCCAGGCUAAACGACACAGCUCAUCCACCUGAGUUUGCCACUGAUGGUGACUCACUCAGUUACUGGCUGUCAGAGAUCACAGAAAAUGCAACCAUUCACAUAAAUUUGGCAUAUGCUGGAUUGCAGGUGGGAUUUUCAAUUCUUAGUGUUAUUUAUGACCAAGAAAAACGAUUCAAGAAGAAAGCGUCCAUCAAUAUUGCUGACUUCUUCAAUGUUAGCCUUGAUUAAUUAUGUUACAUCAAAUUAAUUUCAUAGGGCAGUUUGUUGGUCAUAACCCAGCCCUUAAACCAAAUUAAAUGUAAAUAAGGGACUAGUAUAUAUUUUUUAAUACUAUGCUAGGUGUUCUACAUCGUCUUGACUUUCUAUGGACCUGUACCUGGAGUAAUAAAGAUUGAGCGAUCAGUGGACCGCGGACAUACCUACGAGUCCUGGCAGUAUUUUGCUGAGGAUUGUGUGACCUCAUUUGAUUUACAAAACAAUGGUCCAUUGACACAACCUGACUCUGUGAACUGCGUCCAAUACAUAAAGUAAGUUGUCGUUUCUCAUUAACAAUAGCAUUAUUGAUUCAGGAAAAAAUGAAGCAAGUUUCUGGCCUUUAUUGAUAGAUUGCAGUUAAACUGGACUUGGAACUUGUUUGAAGAAUUGUGGGAAAAUGUUUGGUUCAAGUUGUUACCUUGUAGUAAUGAUUGUUUUAUUUCAGACCCUUGCAGUUCAGUCAAGAAGUGUUGACCUUUCAGACAGAAUAUCCACCGCCUCCAGGCUCCAACAUUCCAGUGCGACCGUUUGGUUCCGGAUGCGGUAAUCUUUACUGCUCAGACAGACUGUUGCAGUUCUUAAAAGCUACUCAUAUCAAGUUUAACUUUUACAAUCAUACUUUGGUACAGAAUCCUCUGCACCGGUACUAUGGCCUGGAAAGAAUUCUUGUCACUGGAAGGUUAGCAAAUUCACGUGUAUUCAAUGCUGAAAAAUCUCUUUAUUACGCCAGAGUACGCUGCAACACAGUUCAAUUAAGUCUCUAUGAACCUGAGAACGUCCUCUUUCAGUAAAGGCACUUUAUGUAACUGUAGUUGACUGCAGUUGACUAAAUUAGGCAAGGUCAAUAGCCACUGGUCAGUUAAUUUACGUACAUGCACUUACUGUUACAUUCUGAUAUUGUAUUUUGUAGGUGUGAAUGUUUCGGUCAUGCAUCAUCCUUCAGCUAUAUUGAAGGGAACUCCACGCACAUUGGACGAUGUAUUUGUGACUGUCAUCCAUCCACUAACACGGAGGGAGAAACUGUAAGAACAUUUUGAAGAGCAAAGAUGUAUUCGUUUUCUAAUGUAAUGUCUCUGGAAAAAAUGGUUUGCUUCAUUUGUGUAAUUUACAUUCAGUUUUUUCUGAAAAAACUGUCUUAUGGGCGAACAAGUACAGUUAUUGUCUGAAACGAAGCUCUGUUUUUAUUUAACACGACCUGGCACAAAAUAUUAUUCUCUAUGGUUUCAGACCACUGUAAACAAUUUGCCAAACAGUGUUAAUCAUUGGAUUGUCAUUGGUAAGUUGAAUUGUUUCAGAUGUAAUUUUUCUAUAACAUGUGUUGCCAUUUUUUUCCAUGUCAGUGCAAUCGUUGCAAGCCCCUAUACAAUGACAAACCAUUUAGAAGAGGUGAACAUGAUGACUCAUACCCCUGUGUCAAGUGCAAGUGUAAUGAUCAUGCCAACAGUUGUGUUUAUAAUCAAACUCUGGACACCAGCCCUGACUCACGUACCCAGGGGGGAGGAGGUGUGUGUAUAGACUGUCAACACAACACUACUGGCCGUUUUUGUAAUCUGUGCAAGGAGAGAUUCUACAGGGAGUCUGGAAAGAGUCUAAAGUCACCGGAUGUGUGUUCGCCUUGUGGAUGUGAGGGGCUUGGGGUAGAGCCUGGAGAGUUGGAUUGUGUCAAGGUUUGUAAUGAUUACUUUGUGUGUUGCUCAUCGGAGAGAGUGCUGUGCUUCAUAAGCAGGAGUCACUGAAACAAGCUUUCAGCAGAAAUUAUAGUUUGCAACUAUUCACCGAAUUGGAGGUGAAUAGUUGUUUUAGUAUGUACUAAAACAGUGACAUGAUAAAGCACUCAUUUAUUCCUACAGUUGUUACAAUGAUACCUAUCGAUUGCUGAAUGUAAGGGUCUUUUAAUUUCUUUGACAGUAUUGAAGAUAUAUUUCCCUAAACCAUUUUUUCAAUGGAUAGGAAGCUUCCAACUCAAGUGUAGUGGCUGGACAGUGCGUUUGUAAAGACAACACUAAAGGCCGUCAAUGUGAUGAGUGUAAAGAUGGAUUUUAUGAUCUCAAAGCUAGCCAUGCAACCGGUUGCAUUUCAUGUGGCUGUCUUCUUAAUGGCACCAUAAAUCGAAAUAUUUCAUGUCACCCAGAAUCCGGACAGUGUUACUGCAAAGACCGAGUGACAGGAAGAAAUUGCGACACCUGUAAGACAGGGUACUGGGGUCUGUCAGAGAGCAAUCCACAGGGAUGUACACAGUGUGCAUGUAACACUAAUGGAACUGUGGGAGGGUCGGGUGAAUGUGAACAGCAAUCUGGAAACUGUACUUGUAAGCCGUUGGUGAUUGGUCAGACUUGCAACCAAUGUAAGCCGGGCACAUUUGGCUUCAACCAAUCAGAUACUAACGGAUGUCAACCGUGUAACUGUUUUCCCAACGGAACAAUAGAUGGAGACAGAAAGAGACCAGGUAACCUUAGUAUACUUUUUAGAUGUUUUUAUUUUUAUCACAAGUCAGAGCAAUACAUGCUUAUCUCUUUGUUGGUGAAGUGGGAGCAAAGUGAAUGAAGGAAAUUUUGUUAUGAAGCAGAAAAUCAGGCUGUUGAGUGAUCCAAUGUACAAAUGUUGAUGGCGGAAAUUUGUUAGAUUUUCAUUCUAUUCAGAACCAAUUAAAACAUAAUGGAAAGACGAUUACCUCUUGCAGUGGCUCUCCCCACGUAGGAGAAUAAACGAAUACUGACGGAAAGUCAGACAAACCUGACCUAACUUAAACCCCUUUUAAGACGAAUCUUUGUUAGCCAUUUGUCAGAAUGUGUAUUGUUAAAAACAUUUUUUAACACAUUCUUGGUUCGUUUAUCACGUGUCUUCUAAGCUUCUUGACAUUUACUUUUCAGUUCUUAUGUAUUUAAAUAUUUAAGACUACCUUUAUUGGAAAUACAUUAUAUGAUCUUUACCUGUCACUUAAUCGCAACACAACUGAUUCAGUAAGUUCUAAAGAAACAUUACGCAAUGCAUCAGAUGGUGCGUAAUGUUGCUUUUAGUCUUGCUAUUUCUGAAAACCGGAGGUUUUCAGCUGGUGUGGUCUAGGAAAAUGUUACAGUGGAUGACCCUUUUUUUAAGAAAUAGAUUGCUAUUUAUUCCAAUCAGUGGUAAGUGUUGUUGACAAACUCUUGACCUAUCAGUGACAACUCUCUUCGCAACAAAGAAGUCUUACACCAGAUAUUUAUCAAUAUUUAUCGAUAAAUUCCUGUCGGACUAAAAUCGCAUUUCGUGACAGACACGUAUGUAGUGUACAACUCUGACUUACACUUGUUCAUUUACGUUUGCUCUUCCUCUCCAGAUGAACUCCAAUGUUCGAGCAAUAAUGGACAGUGCUUCUGUUUGUCCAGUGUGUCUGGGCUGCGCUGUGACUCCUGUGCAGGACAGUGUUACUGCAAAGAUAGGGUGACAGGGAGAACAUGUAACACAUGUAAGGCAGGGUUCUGGGGUCUGUCUGGGCAUGAACCUUUAGGCUGUAAGACAUGUGACUGUGAUCCGUUCGGAACAACAGCUGGGAAUGAAAACGCUUGUAACUCAGUAACAGGGCAGUGCUCUUGCAAAGCUGGAGUGAUUGGGCGCAAAUGUGAUCAGUGUAAAGAUGGUUUCCACAGCCUUACACCAAAUGGUUGUCCAUCAUGCAACUGCUCUAUUGCUGGUACGCCAUCAUCGCUUUUGGAUCAGUGCGACAAAACUACUGGUGAAUGUACCUGUAAGCUCAAUGUGGAAGGCAAAAACUGUGACCAGUGCAAACAGGGAUUCUACAAUCUGUCACAGAGCAAUCCACAGGGGUGUACACAGUGUGUUUGUGACACUAAAGGAACUGUGGGAGGGUCAGGUCAAUGUGAACAGCAAUCUGGAAACUGUACUUGUAAGCCAUUGGUGAUUGGUCAGACAUGCAACCAAUGUAAGCCGGGAACGUUUGGUCUUAACCAAUCAGAUCCUAACGGAUGUCAACCAUGUAACUGUUAUCCCAAGGGAACCAUAGAUGGUGACAAAAAGAAUCCAGGUCAGUCAAAGUCAGUUUGCACACUCUUCAUACUGUUCUCUAUACAUUUUCUGAGGUGCUGAGAAGGAGAAUUUGUCAAACAAUCAAGAGUUUCUUUUGUUAGUGAUGAUUCCCUUCACUAACUGUUUAAUACAGGAGUGAUAUUGUAGAGAGAAUCUAGAUGCUAGUCACUCUUAGGGGUUAAAGUGUUGAUUGAUUUAUCGUACGUUGAACGGAAAAACCUUCAAAGUUAUUGAUGACAGUUCUCCUCUUUACAAAGUGUUAUUCUUCUAGAUAUUGACCAAUAUUUACCAACCAAUUCCUGUUAGCCCGAGUUGCUUCUCGGGGGAAACUUGUGUGUAAUAAUCAACUUCGAUUUAUACUUGCUCAUUUACAUUCGCUCUUCCUCUCCAGAUGAACUCCAAUGUUCGAGCAAUAAUGGACAGUGCUUCUGUUUGUCCAGUGUGUCUGGGCUGCGCUGUGACUCCUGUGCAGCGGAAUACUUCUGGAAUCCAGCAGGACAGGGCUGUGUCCAGUGCCAGUGUAACACAACCGGGUCUGUUGGGAAAAACUGCAAUGAUACUGGCCAGUGUACCUGUAAGGCAAACAUUGGUGGACGGCGGUGUGAUAGAUGUGUAAAUGGUUUUUACGGCUUCACAACAACACGGAGGUGAGAAGAAUAUUUAUCUUUGACAACUGAACACAAUGUAAUUCAGCCCAUUUACCCUUUCACUUAGUUGCUAACUCAAUGAUAUUCUGUUCGUUACACCCUCAGCUGUAUUCCUUGUAACUGUAAUGUGGCUGGCAGUCUUACCAAUCAAUGUGAUGAAACUGGACAGUGUACAUGCAAAGUUAAUGUCGAAGGGAAACAGUGUGACAAGUGUAAAAACGGAACCAUAAAUCUUCAACAGAACAACAAUUAUGGCUGCAGUGGAGGUAACUGAAAUUUAUAGCCUCAAAAGAAGGCUAAAAUUAUCAAGAAGAGCCUUGUUUUAAUGCACUAUAAAGUGCGUUUCGUAUGAGUGUCGUAAAAUCCAUAUUGAGAUCAUCACAACGACCAAAAGGGAGAAAACAUAGAUAUAAAUAGGACCCAAUAAGAAGCCAUAGUAGAAACAAGAAUGCUGUCUGAUGUGGCGGAAAAAGCGAGUAACCAAAACGCGACAGGUUUUAGUUUUGCAUCUGAUUGUUUAAGAGCUUUGCACCAGCGCGUUGUAAAGCAAAUGUGUUACAAUUCGGGCACUCAGUUGAAAAUGAUUUAGAGCCUCCUUUAUUCAACGUUUCAAUGUUGGAUUUGUUACUCUCAUCCAUCAUUUAAACAGUGGAAGAAAAAUGCACAGGAAUAAGCAAGCGUAAACAGUUGAAACUCAAGCUUGUUCAUCCUCUACAAGGGUCUUAAUAGGUUGACUUUUGUUUCCUCAUCGUAAAAAAAGGCAGUACAUAUUUUCCUCCGCCAGCGCCUUUUGGUUUUAUUCCCAGUCGUGGAAAUUAUUGCAUAUUUUCCUGCGCAUGGAAUGUUCUGCAUACUUUUGACUCACUCGGUAUAUGCUGUAUUUUUGUCAUGUUAAGCGUGUUCUCCUUUAGUUUCAGUCCCAUCUGAGCAACCCGCACCGUUUGUAACAGUUCUCUCGUCCCGUGCAAUAAUGUUAACAUGGUUUCCACCAGACAAUCCUAACGGCAUCAUCCUGCGUUAUGAGAUGUACAGAAAUGAUACCCUGGCCUACACUGGACUGAACCGGAAAUUCAAUGACACUGGUCUCACUCCUGAUACCGUCUACUAUUAUUACAUCAUUACCUACACUGAAUCUGGUCAGACUAGAAGUUUAGACGACGGAUACGUGUACCGCACCUUCCAAGACGCACCACGUGGAAUUUCUGCACCGGUCAUCACAGAUAUUCUACCCAGGAAUGCAACUGUUUCAUGGCAACCUCCCAACAUGCCAAAUGGUCGUGUCACCGAAUAUCGGCUGAUAUCUAUCAAUAGCCGAAGUUCAGUUGAAGUUGUAAACUGUCGAGGUGUUAUUUUCAUGUGUGAGUUGGGGAAUCUUAAACCAUACACUGUGUACAAUUUCUCAGUGGUGGCUUGCACCAAUGGUGGAUGCGCUCGUAGUAACGUUACAACCAUCCUGACGCUGCCAACACUUCCGGAUUUCCAGCCGGCACCAAAUGUGACGUCACUUCCGGGAGGCACUGCAGUGAGGGUAGAAUGGGACAAGCCAACCGAGCCGAACGGUAGAAUUCUUCGUUAUGAGCUGUACAUGCGCCUAGACGAAGACACAAGCGACGGAGUCUUGAAGUUCAACAGCAAUUCUGCCCAUGACCCGAACAUUAUCAUCUUCAGAGAAGCGAACGUGACAGGACUGGUUUCAUUCACGGUAUAUGAGUUUAGGGUGCGAACAUUUGUUGCGCAAGUCAUGGGAGACCGAGUUAGUAAUUGGACAAGGCAUAGGACUGGCGAAGGAAGUAAGUUAUUUCAAUAAAUAAACAACAGAUAUGGAGUGCUAAAAAAGAACUAAAGCGCUUCAGACUUUGAUCAAUCAAGUACCUGUCGUUAAUGAGAUCGCUAGAUACAAGAAAAACUGAAACAUUCUAGAAUUAUUGAAUAAUAAAAAGAGUGAAAAGUGAUGUGGGGACGUGUGCCAAGUGGCAUCUGUCAAGUUUCUUAUGCAGCUAGUUAACUGAUUCUUUAAGAGCCAAGAGUCUUCCUUAAGGACGUAACUUAACAUGUACUGAUACCUGACUAGAGCCGGGGGAAGCCCAGACCUCUCAUUUCGAGCUCCAGCGCGCUAACAGCGUCUUCCAAUUUUUGGAUGAAAACAGUAGACUUUCUGUACAGUUUCCGGUUCAUAUGUACAUAUGCUACAUUUGAGGAUAGGAAUCUUUGUCUUGUUUUCACUUAAAUCUAGUUGAGAGAUGUUUUGUUUAUAAGAUGUUAGACGGCCUCCGUGUGGUGUUAGGGAAAUACUAAAAAUACCCUCAAAAAGGAAUGGAAAUGUAUGUGUUUACACAUAUGCUGUACAUGCUAUGACGAAGAUGUUUUUAAUGGUUUUCAAUUCUUAUUCAGCUCCACUCGGCGAAAAUACCAUGAACACUGGUGUUCAUUUCUUUAACAGUACUGCUGUAAUAGUUUCCUGGAGUCCUCCCCAGAUCCCCCAGGGAGUCAUUAGUCGCUACGUCAUUUACAAGUGCCAGCCUCCCUCUAGCUCAGUUGCCGUGAUAGCUGUGGAGUUGCCUGGGUCUGAGCGACAGGCCCUGGUCGCAGGGCUGCGGCCGUACACUCAAUAUAAAUUCACAGUAACAGCAUGUAACAGUUUUGCCUGCUCUGGGCAAAGUCCGCAAGCUCUUGUACGGACAUCAGCGGCAAGUAUGUAGUCUAAAUUUUAAACUUUCAGUGAUACUAUCUCCGGGAAAUUCAAUACUUUGGAAAAGGUUUAAUUUUCGAAUGGUGGUUUUGAUUUAUGCUGAAAUAAAAAUUAAACAUUGGUUUGAUUUUUUUAGCUGAAGAUGAGUUUGUUAGAGUUCAUCCCUUUACAAGCCAAGAAUAAACAGUACAUUUUUCCCCAAAAUAAUACGACUAUAUUAAAAGUGUUUCUUACCCGCAAGAUAAAUUUAAGCGUCGUGUAAAGAAUCCGGCCCAACUGUACUGCAAACCCGUGUGACAGUACAGGAAAAUUAAUACAGCUUAGAACCCUAGUGUAUUCGGUAGAGUAAAGCUGAAUGCGGAGUGAGAAACACUUUUCGCCAAUUUCUCCCAAAUUUUGAGGUUUUUGUUGACAUUGGAGUGAAUUUAAACAGAUUUUUCUUCUUUCUGAUUUCUUAGAGCUCACUAAUAGAGUCCCAAAGCGACUACAUCACGUUGCCAUGACGCUGCAAUUUUAUCCUUAUUUUUGAAUCAUAUUUAACAUGACGUCCAUAUUCUUUACUAACAGCGGUGUAUCUGAUUUACUCUCUAACAGCUCCCGAACAACAGGGACCUCCCUCGGUCCUCUCAGUUGAUUCAUCCACGGUGUACCUUAGAUGGCCUCAACCUCAGAUCCCUAACGGCCCAAUACCGCCGAGUUAUAACCUGAGCCGAGCUUACUCAGCCCUGCACUUCCCACCCCCUGUGGUGUCAGAAGGCGUGCAUUAUCCAGGUCUUGGAUUCUACAAGUUUCCUUCAGACUUUGUUCGAGCCGGUGCAAGAAAUGACAUCCAAUUCUGGUUUCGAACCCAGUAUGCGUCAGGUUUGCUUCUCUUUCUGGCUUCAGAUGGCUCACAGACUGACAUGUUAGCAGUUCAAUUAAAGGAUGGAAAGCCAUGGUUAAUAUUCGAUUGUCAAGAUGGCCCUGCUGCCUUUACGAUCAACCAGCCAGUCCGCUUUGACGAUGGCGAGUGGCAUCUGUUGAAGGUGUCACGUGUCAGCCGCCGGGGGACCCUGAAGGUGGACGGUUACCAAGCCAGUCAAAAUAGUCCAGGCGCCGCCACCGUGAUAUCGGCAAACACUGGGGUUUAUAUCGGGGGUCUUCCUUCCUCAUUUACAAUUCUUCGGACGGACACAGGAAAUUCCAAAAUUGACAAGAUCAACUUUAUCGGCUGUAUACGUGGUGUCACUUCAGAACAGGCUGCUUCUGGUUCAAAGCAGCUCGAUUGGACUUCUGCGUUAGAAGCGGUCAGUGUCGAGCCUCAGAGAAAUGGAUGUCCAGAGAGAGACAACAAAAGAGCCUUGUUCCUCAGAGGCGGUGGCUAUGUCGCUAUGGACUCAAAUGUAGCGGACAUUUUUACUAAUAAUAUAUUUAGCUUUACUUUGAAGUUCCGCACUCAGCUUUCAUCAGGGUUGCUUCUGUUUAUGCACGGAUCAACAACCACAUUUUUCAUUCAAUUUUCUGAAAAUCGAGUUGAAACGAAAUACGUCACGUCUAGUGUGCAGGACAAUGUGACAGUUUAUUCGCCAUCUGGUGAAAUUUGUGAUGGAGAAUGGCACAAUAUGACUUUAACUAAUUUCAACAACAGGUUAACUGUCUUCCUCGAUGGUAAAACUGAGGUUGGAACUGGAAUAACUAAUCUAAACAUACAAUCUAGCAUAUUCAUCGGAGGGGUCCCCUGGGGAUCUUCGACCGAAACAGUCGCCCAACAGGCUGGGGCGACUGUGGAGUUAUCUUUUGGUGGUUGCAUAAUUGUUCAGUCUUUGGCAAAAGAGAUCGAUUACAUAACUGCAGUCAAUGCCAUGCAUAAUGCGGACCUUGAUGGCUGCCGCCCUGCGCCCGCAUUAGCAACCAGAGGUCAAAUAGGAAAAUGUUUACCCUUUAAUAGUUCUGUGGUGUAUUCUGGGAAGACUGAGAGAUUUAAUGACUCAUCCGUGGACAUUUUCACCGGUAUGUUGAUUGAUGAAUAGAGUAGUCUUUUUUAAGUUUAGGCUAGUUACUGAUCAAAAAUAUUGUUAUCGCAUCAGCAGGAAAUUAGAAAUGGAAGAAAUGUCGACCCCCGCCAUAAACGAAAAAAAUAAAACAAAACCUAAUGAAAAUUAACUUGUCAUUCGUGAAAAGAAAAUGUACACAUCCUAUCUUUUUUUCUAUCAGAUUACCUGUACCGUGUGGAAAGUUACCAUGAUGGAAGUUCAGGUUCAGCUAAAAGCGAGUGGAUUUUGAAACGUAGUGCGCAAGGAGGUAAGUGGCGUCACAGUAUUUUGUGUAUCCCCGAGUUUUGGGUACCCCCGUACCCAAAACACUGGCGUUCGGGGAAACCCAAUACGCUCAAAGUGAAUUAAAUAGUAGGCUGGGUCAAGUAACAUAGCAACGUUCUUUCAUUUGUCGUGGACAAAUUUUAAUUUAAUUAAAAUUGCUUGCAGAUGUCAAAAAUAUUGUGAUCCAAAGUUAAUUCUCGCGCUUGACAUUGUGGUCGGCGAAGAGAAGUGUUCAUUUGUUGUGAUGUAUCAUAGAAUCGAAGGGGUGAUCAGUCAGCAGUUUCAAGUGAGUUGCUUCUCAUGUAAACAGUUUAGCCGAUCGAUUUAAGACACGCAUGGAAGGAGUGUCGUGACCGGAAGCGAGUUGUGUUACCUUUUUAUGUUACGUGCAUGAACUGAUUGCGAAACGCGUGAUUGUAACAAUAGGCUAUUCAUCUUAAGGAAAAAAUAUAGAAUUACAGACAGAUAAGAUCGUUUUUGGAGGGAGAAUACUACGACGUGUACCCACAAAGUGAGAGCUGUAAAUCGUGAGAAAUAUUAAAUCUGGUGAAAAUCUUCAUACGUGAGAGUUUCCUUUGUCGGCGAGCACCAUUUCCCGACAGGAGGAUUUUUUCACUUGAUGGAAUUUCGCGUCUAAGAAAAUAACCGAAACCUUGUACUUUUUGAUUAACUCUGAUUAUUCAAAACUUUCUGACUUAUUUACCACGUGUGCGUGUGUGUGGGAAAUUUUCCUAUAACUUCAGGAUCACGGAUCAGAUCUCUGAUCGGAUCACGGAUCGGAUCACGGAUCGAAAAAAAGAAGAAAAAGUUUUGAAAAAUAGAAAAGUCAAAUCGUUUAUAAAAUAUAAUGCAUUAAAAAUAAGAGAGAAAAAAGACUAAAAUAUGUGAGACAAUUCAGAUAUAUAGAGAAUAGUACCCGAGUCCGCGUACAUAUGGUAGUUCUUUUCGAGUGUUCAACUCGAUAACUUACGAGUGAGCGCAGCGAACGAUUGAGACGUCGAGUCGAUCACGUUUUGUCCACGCCGUUUCGUGCGUGUCUCAAAUCGAUGGGCUAAAUUAACUGUUUACAUGCGAAGCAACUUACUUGAAACUGCUGACUGUAUAGCUCUUUCCAAGGUGCUUCACGACAAAUGACUGAACACUUUUCUUCGUCAACCACAAUCUCAAGUGCGGUAUCCCCAGAGGGGAUACCCAAAACACUAGUGUUUAGGGUACGCGGAUACCCAAAACUCGGGGAUACCCAAAACAAUGUGAUAGCGGAAAAAUUGCCAUUCGUAAUUUUCCUGGACAAAUAAAACACUUGUACCUUACGGAACUUUAUUCGGCAAACUUUGAAGUUAAUUGGAAGAGAUGUAGGGGUGUACACUGUCUUGAAUAAGCAUCUCAUCCAUUAAGCAAGAGGUGACAUUGCUCUUAUUUGCUCUGUGCUGCAGAAACUGGGUUCUAGUCUGAAAGUGCAUCAGUUCAAGAAAGACGAGAAGUCAUCAAUCAAACAAACUGUGCACUUAUGAACCACCGAACAAACAAGAAACAAGAAUAUAUUUCUGUAUUUUAGCCAGUGAUAAACCUCUACCUAAAAUCACCUUACUAUUGCAGCUCAUUUAAUGUCCCUGAACUCAAAAAGCAUGAACAGCUCAUGGUCUCCUGGUUGUAAUAUUUCAAUAUCAGUUUAAUUGAGUGUCGUAAAAGCAAGAACAAACUAAUUGCAACAGCCAGUCGGACUAAAUUAAGAAAAAUUCCUUAACAAACUAAUGAGAAUCCAAAUAAAAAUAUAUGAAGACUGCCUGAAGCGUGAGAAUGAAUGCGAAACGAAAUGAUGAUUUUUUUUCGGUUUUACUUCUGAUUGGUUGAGAGGGUGGUGCGAGUUUUCUGGACCAAUCACAGAGCGAAGUGUCCCGGAUUACUUUCGAUACUAAGUUGAAAAUCGCAUUAAUUUGACAGUUGAUAAAAUCAAAAAUGAAGUAGACAACAAGAGCAGUUCAUACAAGUGUAAUUAACACUUCAAUCUCUGGUCUUCAACCCUAUACCACCUAUGAAAUCAGAAUUCAGGCCUCUACGGUCGGGGGAAGUUCAGUGGGGCCGGUAAAAAUGUCACGACCGAAGAAGCAGGGUUUUUUUUGUUUUUUUGUCUGUGUGUUUGUUUUUUUGCCAUGUCUGACAAUCCACGAUAAUUUCCUACUUGCAGUUUUUAGCGAGAAUUUUCCCUACCCUUAACCAAAACUUUACCAACUGUAUUUUCCUCUUAGUUCCAGAGAAUGUCCGAGGCCUUACCGCUGUCCGACGUUCCAAAGAGCUUGAGGUGCACUGGACCGAGCCCGGACGCCCUAAUGGUGUUAUUAUCCAAUACAAUCUGACCCUGGAUGGACAAUUGGUGUUCAGCGGAACAGACAACAACUUCACAAUACGGAACUUACAGGUCUAUACAGAAUACCUCUUACAGCUGACAGCGUGCACAAGAAUCGGCUGCGCUCAAGGACCGGAAGUCCGUUUAAGAACUGGGGAACUACCCCCGGAGGGAGUCUAUACACCAGUGGCUUUUGUGCGUGGUACAACGGAGGUUGAAGUAAACUGGCGGUACCCUAAUAUUACAAAUGGGGUAAUUGUACGUUAUGAAAUACUAUUUGCAACCUGUGAAAUUUUAGACGCAUACGUUUCAAAAUUUAACGCCACCCCUGAUGUGUUCAGCACAAUUAUUUCAAAUCUCACGGCAGGGACAUUGUAUUACGUUCGUGUGCGCCCCUUCAGUGGAGGUGGCGGGACAUUUAGUGGAGCAGCUCAGGUAACGACACACGAGGAUGUCCCUGAUGAUAUCCCAGCACCUCUUGUAAUUGCUCUCAGUCCAUAUGCUCUAUUUGUAAUUAUGUUGCCACCGGGAAAACCGAACGGUGUCAUCUUAAACUAUGAAUUGUACCAAGAUGCGGUUUCAGAGCGUGUGUUGAAUGAAUCACAGCUUACGAAUUACACAGCGGUUCAAUUAAAACCUUACAGCCUUCACACUUUCCGCGUUCGAGCUUGCACUGCACAAGGGUGUGCUUAUGGAAAAGAAGCUGAGGCUCAUACGAAAGAAAUCACACCGAUUGGAACUGUUACUCUCACUGCCCGUGUCCGCAAUGCUACAGCGGUUGACGCAAACUGGACACGGGUGGCUUUGCCGAACGGAAAGUUGUUUUAUAACUUAAUGUUGUAUGGAAAAUUCGUCAUCUUCGACUCGGCUAACUUGAGAACUGAGGAUCGUAUUGAAACUGCUAUUUCUGUUGAGGAAGCUGAAAAACUGUUCACAUACAAUGGCCAUCUUCCAUCCAGUGAUUACAGGCUCUGGGUGAAUGCGUCGAAUUCUGUUGGGUUUAUUCUGAGUAACAAUAUUACUGUGUCCACCCCUGAAGGAGGUAAGUGA
Pocillopora meandrina is the source of this 19593-nucleotide messenger RNA. Lineage: Eukaryota; Metazoa; Cnidaria; Anthozoa; Scleractinia; Pocilloporidae. The record is from the annotation of a GenBank genome assembly.